AUGGGUGCCUUAAAAGACAUGGUCCUCUUCAUCUACACUAUGGCCCUUUUCGUCCUUCAUGCCGCCGGACUCUAUCAUCUCUUCCAUUCCGAGUGGACAUCCGGAUUCGAGUACAGAGAGAUGGCAUUCUAUUUGGGAGCAAUCACCGCUAUACAGUACCUCGACAUACCAUUUUCGUUCUUCCUAACCCGGUCGAACCCGUAUGCAGUUUUUGUUCAGGUCUCCGGUCGGCUCUUCACCCUCUACGCCGCCACUUACAUGGUUGGCUGGAAGUAUGUCGCAUUCACCCUUGUAGCAGUCUACUUGAUCAGUGAGCUCUGCCGUGGGCCCUACUACAUGACCAACUGCCUCAAGACACCCAAUAAACCGUUGACAUGGCUUCGUUACAACGCCUUCAAGGUGUUGUACCCAAUUGGAUUCACUUGUGAAGCACUAGUCUUCAUCAAUGUGCUAUUUGUCUCUGGAAGAGUCCCAAUUGACAUCAGAAACAAGAAUUUUAUGUUCUCCCUGGUCUUCGCCGCCUUCUUCUUCACAAUCGUCAAUUUCCUAUACCAGUCAAUGAGCAAAAAGGCGGAGCAAAAGAAUAGACAAUUGAAAAAUAUCAAGACUAAGUAA
This is a messenger RNA of Caenorhabditis remanei, 615 nucleotides long. RefSeq lists its product as uncharacterized. The record is from RefSeq and is a predicted model, not a curated record. Gene Ontology annotation, cellular component: endoplasmic reticulum membrane. Gene Ontology annotation, molecular function: 3-hydroxyacyl-CoA dehydratase activity. Bases 1 to 615 code for a protein of 204 amino acids. The transcript has 3 exons. Gene Ontology annotation, biological process: sphingolipid biosynthetic process; fatty acid elongation; very long-chain fatty acid biosynthetic process. Lineage: Eukaryota; Metazoa; Nematoda; Chromadorea; Rhabditida; Rhabditidae.